Molecule: messenger RNA, 2825 nt
Organism: Polyodon spathula (Mississippi paddlefish)
Lineage: Eukaryota; Metazoa; Chordata; Actinopteri; Acipenseriformes; Polyodontidae
Product: polycomb group RING finger protein 5-B-like
Exons: 9
Coding region: 380-1141 (253 amino acids)
Biological process (GO): regulation of transcription by RNA polymerase II
Cellular component (GO): PRC1 complex
Source: RefSeq, a predicted model, not a curated record
CCUCCGCCCCUUUUCUAUCAGUCUCGCUCGGCGAAGCUAGUUCCGUGUUCUACUACUUUAUUAUUACAACAUCAUUCACUCUCAUAACCCACCGUGAGAAUUAUAUAGUAGUGGAUUUACAUCAGAUCCUCAUGACCAUGACCUCUUGAAAAUAAAAUAAAAAGGUGCAGAAGUCCUACAGAACCAGGGGAAGGUUACAAUGAAGCACCCUUGAGCUUCCAUUCGGGAGAAUGUAUUUUUCACAAGGUGAAGAUUUGCUUGAAAUGAGACCGAUGCGGGGAGCAUCCCAGCUGUGCAUUGUAGCACAGCAGCUCCUGUGAGCAAGACUGGACCAUCACCUCCCGUCUCCACGGUCCUGUCAACCUCGCCUGUCCUAGAAAUGGCUACUCAGAGGAAGCACCUGGUCAGAGAUUUUAACCACUACAUCACCUGCUAUGUUUGUAAAGGAUACUUAAUCAAGCCCACCACAGUGACUGAGUGCCUCCACACUUUUUGCAAACGCUGCAUCGUCCAACACUUUGAAGACAGCAAUGACUGUCCCAAAUGUGGCAUCCAAGUUCAUGAAACAAAUCCGUUAGAAAUGCUAAGGCUGGACAACACCUUGGAAGAGAUCAUAUUUAAACUUGUGCCUGGACUCAGAGAAAAGGAGCAACAACAGGAAAUAGAAUUCUGGAGGAAGACCAAAUCAAGAGAAAAUGGAGGAGAUGACACUCCAAGAGCAAAGAGAGCCCGAAUGGACGAUGAAGAUGAGGAAGAUGGAGACCACGAUCACCACAGAAGUGACCCCCAGAUAGCUAUCUGCCUUGACUGCUUAAGAAACAGCAGUCAGUCGGCAGAAAACAUAGUGAAGUCUGAGUUUCUACCCAACCUUGAGAAAACGAUCUUGUUUCAAUUCCCGCUCCAGGGUUUAAUGAAGAAAUUUAUACGCUGCUCCUCUCGAGUGACGGUUGGAACAAUAAAGAAGUUUCUUAGUCUGAAGUUAAAGCUUCCAACUUCUUAUGAGCUGGAUGUACUAUGCAACGGUGAGAUCAUGGGGAAAGAUCAUACUAUGGAAUUUAUCUAUAUGACAAGAUGGAGACUUCGGGGUGAAAGUUCUUACCCAAUGGUACUACAGUAUCGACCGCGGAUUGACUUUGGUUAGACCAGAGGGAGACAGAGUGAACCUGCACUAAAGUAAACCCAUCGACAGAUUGCACAAUGAAUGGAUGUGCCUGGACAAGGGACACAGAUGCUUCUGUUUCUUUUCCGCAUGCAAAUAGAUGUCUAACCUGUUUGAUUUCUUUAAGUCUGUUUUAUGUUUUAAUUUGACAACUAAUUAAUGUGUGCCAAUCUUGCUCCUUCAACGUCCUACCUAGAGUAAUUGUAGCACUUGGCAUGGGUUUUUCGUAGUCCAGAAACUAAUGUAACAACUGAACUGUUUCACUGCUUUUAAUUUGAAUACAACAAGCAUAUCUGUUGCACUGCCGUGACACAGUGUACAGAUCUGUGAAAGUAAUGAUUCAGUUUGCUGUUGUACGAGUAAGUUGGACCCACUGGAGAAAAUCCAAAUAGAACUGAUACCUUCAGGUUGUUCAACGGAAUGCUUUCUGGCUUGGAUACGCUUAUAAGUUAUAAGGUAUCAAUAUAUUGGUCAAAAUACAUUGGUUAUGAAAAUAGCAAGUGAAUUGAACUUAGAGGUGUUUAUGGGAAGUCUUGAGAUUUGUAACAGUUAAAGCAGGCUACUAAUCUGUAUUUUACAAUCCCAAAGGUUUAUAAAUGUGUUCUUAGUUAGAAGUAGAUAUUUUUUUCAGUCAAGUGUGUAGCUGAACUCUUGUAAACAAUCUAAAAGAAAUGCUUAAAAAUGGAUUCAGAAUAUAUGUUGGUGGUGGUGGCGGUGAUGAUUAGAGAAGAACCGUUUUGAAUUUUGAAUACCAAACGGAUGAUCUGAAGAUUCCUAAUAAGCUAAUUUCAUCCACCCAACACUUUUUUGAUUAUUGUGGACAGAUUAUAUAGGCCCUGUUUUUAAGGGUCAUGGCCACUUUCUUAGUUAUUAAUGUCAGGAUGUCAGAGAGUUGUUUUUAUUCAUAGAGUAAUUGGUGGUAUUUCCCAUUGUAAAUGUCAUACUGCAAGAGAUUUGUACAUCUUUUAUCAUUCCUUCCUUUAAUUCCCUAUGCAUUCUUAACUGUAGUCACUGUGUGUAGAGUGGCGCCAAUUAAAAUAUAAUUUACAUAUGCCUUGGAUAAACCAUAUAGUAAUGCACACUGAUUAAGCAAAAUAAAUUGAUAAUGGCUUCAACUGUGAGUUGGACCACAUACUGUAGCCCCCAACGCAUUGGACGCAGUGGUCCAGAGUUAAAGGAUACUAAAGGUUUCACACAACUUAUAUAGGGCUAGUGGAUCACAUGACACGUCAUAUGACCACAUACAUUUUCAUGCAUUGUAGGGGGUUUUGAAUUUUACUUACAUUAUCUACAUUUUUGGACAAACUGAUAGAUAGCAAGAGGUUGACACAAGCCAGAGCUUGAGAGAGGACACAAUUGAACUUGUAUAGAAACGAAAUGUGGCUCUAUGAGAUGAAUAGUCUUUUACAGAAUUUAGUUUAUUUAACAAAAUUUAUUCUGGCUACUUACAAGAGAUCAUAUUCUGAUCACAGCCAGUUGAACAGAAGAAGAGUCAGAGGGUGCAAGGGCUUAUCGACUGCAGGAUAAUCUGAUUCACAGUUUCUGACAUUUCUGAACCUCUAAUUCGGUACCAUUUGUGUACUGUACGUACAGGAUGCAAUCCACAGCUUUUUAGUUUCAGCACAGGACUCAAACUGAGUGCUGUGAGAGAACAGAACCAAUGCAA